Molecule: messenger RNA, 249 nt
Organism: Phaethon lepturus (White-tailed tropicbird)
Lineage: Eukaryota; Metazoa; Chordata; Aves; Phaethontiformes; Phaethontidae
Product: E3 ubiquitin-protein ligase RBBP6-like
Exons: 3
Coding region: 1-249 (82 amino acids)
Molecular function (GO): zinc ion binding
Source: RefSeq, a predicted model, not a curated record
AUGGGUGAAUCGGUUUUAGUGAACAGCUAUGAAAGUAAUGAAUACACAGAUGAUAAUGCCCUGAUUCCUAAGAACUCGUCGGUAAUUGUUAGAAGAAUCCCUAUUGGAGGAGUUAAAGCUACCAGCAAAACAUAUGUUAUAAGUCGAACUGAGCCAGUGAGUGGAACAUCAAAAGCAGUAUGUAAAAACACAAUCUCACACUUUUUUCUACACACUGCACUUAAUUCUAAACCAUGUAGCCUUUUUUAA